Molecule: messenger RNA, 2262 nt
Organism: Colletotrichum scovillei
Lineage: Eukaryota; Fungi; Ascomycota; Sordariomycetes; Glomerellales; Glomerellaceae
Product: ATP-dependent Clp protease
Exons: 2
Coding region: 376-2133 (585 amino acids)
Biological process (GO): protein catabolic process; proteolysis
Cellular component (GO): mitochondrial matrix
Molecular function (GO): ATP hydrolysis activity; ATP binding
Source: RefSeq, a predicted model, not a curated record
GAUCGCGGCCGGGGUAUAUCAAGCUAACGCAAGCUCUGGUGCCACGGGAAUUGACUUUAGGAAGGUGAGCAAUCUAGAAACCAUUCUCGAAGAGCAAGCAGAUAGCUGGGAGUCUUCCCCAGUGUUAGCCGCUCCUAAGCGCUGCUGUGCUGGAGCUCCAGCUCCCCAACCCCGCAUCCGGGCCACACGACCGCCGACAGCUCUGAGCAAGGUCCCUUAUCCGGCCUAUCUAUCGAGCCAGCCACAUUCUCACGACAUCCCCUCCGGUCACCGGACUCCCCGUCAUCAUUACCGACGUCCCCCAAACACGAAGACCACGAUCAAAUAAUCACGGCAGCUAUCUGAUUAUGGUCCCUUGACCGGGCACCCGAAACAAUGGCUCUAUCCACGAGGCCGCAGGCCUAUACAUGCGCACGAUGCCUACUCCUCUCGAGCGCUAAGCGCACCUUCUCCACCUCCUCCGCUGCUCGAACCGCCCCAAGACGUACACAAGACUUCAACUCUGGUUUCACAAGCAGUUAUGAUCCGACUAGUGAUACUGGACGCGGGCCCAUGUUCAACAAGAACAACUUCGGAGUUCCGCAGUUCUAUCCCCGAGACCUGAAGAAGCGUGUAGACGACUAUGUUGUCGGCCAACAUCGAGCGAAGAAGACCAUCUGCUCCACCAUCUUCAACCACUAUCAAGGAGUGCGACGGAGAAGGCAUCAGGAACACGAGGAGAAACUACAGAGAGAAAAGGCCGAGAGGCAACGCUAUGCCCGAGAUAGAGACAUUCUCGAGAGGCGUGACAUUCAUCCUGUUCAAGGUCAGCGAGGUCGUCAAUCUGCCUUCCAGCGCUUUCCUGCUGAUGACGAGUGGCCCCAAGAUGAGUUCCCCGGGCAUGCUGAGUCUACGCAACACUUGGAUGAAGGUUAUGAGUCGUCAACCGGUUUCGACGGUUCCUAUCUUGCCGAGGAACCUGCAACCCCUCCUCCAGUCAAGAUUGACAAGAGCAACUUGCUGCUCAUCGGUCCUACCGGUGUCGGAAAGACAUACAUACUAGAAACUUUAAGCAAGAAGCUCAACGUACCGUUCACGAUAUCCGAUUGUAAUGGAUUCACCCAGGCCGGCUAUAUCGGACAGGAUGUCGAGACAUGCGUAGAGAGACUACUAAUCGAAUCGAAUUACGACAUCAAGGCUACAGAGCAGGGAAUUAUCGUCCUAGACGAAUUCGAUAAGCUGGCGAAAAGGGAGAGCAUGAAUGGCCGCGACGUUGGCGGAGAAGGCGUUCAACAAGCUUUACUCAAGCUCGUCGAAGGCUCCAAAGUAACAAUCAACGUCAAGGACAACCGCUCGUCACGAUCGACACCUCCUAUUACAACAAAUUAUACUUCUUCGAGUUCAACGUCAGCCCCUCAAUCGACUCCACCUCAGGGCAAGGUCGAUCAGUACACAAUCGACACGACAAACAUUCUGUUCGUCUUUUGUGGUGCUUUCGUUGGUCUUGACAAGGUUAUUGUCCGGAGAGUAUCGAAGCCAUCCAUGGGCUUCGGCUCAGAACUGAAAGGAAAACAUGGCCUCGCCGGCAAUCAGCACGACUUACCGCGCCAAUCAUUCUCGCAUCUGCCACAUGUUGACCCCGAGGCACCAGCCUCAGCAUACACUCCCUUGGACCUCACGACGCCAGUAGACCUGCAGGCAUUUGGGUUCAUCCCUGAACUAAUUGGUAGAGUGCACAACAUCUGUGCACUUAGUCCUUUAUCCUUGAAUGAUCUUUACAGAAUUCUGACUGAGCCGCGCAACUCCCUGGUUGCGCAAUACACUGCUCUGUUCGAAACAUACCCUUCCAAGCUACGCUUCACGCAGAAAGCCCUAUAUGCAAUUGCGGAACGUGCUGCGAAGGCCGAGACCGGAGCUCGAGGCCUCAAAAUGGAGAUGGAGAGAGUUUUGGCAGAGCCGAUUUUCGAUGCGCCGAUGUCAUACGUCUUGAUCACCGAAGGUUGCGUCAAGGGCACUGAGAAAGCCGGAUACUGGGGCAAGGACGGCCGUUUGGAACUGGAGCGGCGUAUGGCUGACGAGGACGCUGAACCUGGAUCGCGGCCAGAGGAUGUCACCUUUGAGCAGUAUCGCGAGGCUGGCCAGAGUGGUGCAUGAGGCUGUCGCAGACAAUGAGCUUAUGUUAUAUACAUUUCCCUAGUUACGGAGUCUUGGAGUUGGCAAGGUGCUUGAGCUGGAUUCAUGAUGCACGGAAAUGUAAAUACUCAUGCAUGAACGUUGCUCCUC